AUGUCAUUUAUUAAAAAUCCAAAAGAUAUGAUAAAUGAGAUUGUGGAAAAGAUUAAUGAAUUUGAAUUGUAUGCUGACAAAAAUAAUCAAAAGCUUUUUACAUAUGAACGUGAAUACCGUAUAAUGUUACAGAAAGUUUUGGAGGAUAAUGAAAUGGAUGAUACAAGAUGUAGAGAAAGUGAAAAUUGUUUAAAUAAAUUACUUCUUAUAAUUGCACAAAUAUCUUUAGAAAGAAUUAAGUUAGUUGAAAUAAAAGAAAAAAUUAAUAAAAUUAUAUAUGAAACUAAUGAUAGAAAAAAAAGUCAUUAA
Molecule: messenger RNA, 309 nt
Organism: Strongyloides ratti
Lineage: Eukaryota; Metazoa; Nematoda; Chromadorea; Rhabditida; Strongyloididae
Exons: 2
Coding region: 1-309 (102 amino acids)
Source: RefSeq, a predicted model, not a curated record